AUGGGACUAUCAUGGAGCUCAUUGAUAGAGACCGCUCUCGACCAACUGCGGGAAGCAAGGAAGCCUCAGGUGGAGCCACAAAGAUUCCUGGCUCAGCUUGAGAUUGUUGCUACACUCUUGAGAGUCGACCUCACCGAUCGCAGCUACCGCAACAACUUCACGCCGAACUAUCGGGUCCUCUUCGACCGUCCAGGUCGCCGGCUUUACAUCUACGAGCUCUUCAACUGCUUCGACUGUGAGCCCAUCUUCGUGAACGGCAAGCUCAUCCGGAUCAGUCAGGAGGCGCGACAGAAGGGAAAGCUCCUAAAGCGGUGCUACAACGAGUUGCUGGAGACCGUCGAUGCCUACUUCCUGGUUGGGGCCAUCCCAGACCUGGAGAAGAUGCGGACGCUGCUUGCCCGCUUUGACAAAACCUGGGUGGACUUUGAGAAGCUCUACUUUGAGGAGCUCUUCAAAAUCGAGGCCGAAGCCCGGGCGCCAGUGGUUCGGGCCAUGCAGCUGGAGCACAAGCUCCG
Molecule: messenger RNA, 515 nt
Organism: Symbiodinium necroappetens
Lineage: Eukaryota; Dinophyceae; Suessiales; Symbiodiniaceae
Source: the annotation of a GenBank genome assembly